GAGAGAGAGAGAGAGAGAGAGAGAGAGAGAGAGAGAGAGAGUCAGAGUCCGCUCAGGCAGAGACAGCAGCUGGCUGUCAGCAGCAGAGACAAGAGGAACUGAGCAAGGAAAGAGAUAGCAGAGGAUCAAACAUGGGGGGAGAAUUGACAUGAAAUGAAGCCAACAGAAAGAAGACACACAGGAUGAAGAGACUGCCAGUCCUGCAACACCACCACUGGGGUUACUUGCUAUUACAACACAUCGUGAGGUGGUAAAACUGUGAAAACAAACAAGAAGUUCUGAGGUUUCAUGUAGAUGUUAAACAACAUCAGAGACAAUACGGAAUCCAGAGGAACACCAUACAAAAGUUCAGAUUUUGAAGCACAACAGUCUCCAAGAGACACCAUCUGGAACCUGCCCGAGAGUCGUCUACCUUGCCACUUCUCCAUAUACCAGUUUCGAAGUGGGUCAGAGAGGACGCUUAGGAGAGAUCGUGUCCACUGCCCUGGCAGGAUGUCUUACAGGAACCUCCAGGAUGAAUUCUAUGCUAUUGGAGAAAAGUUGCUGCUCAAGCUCCAGAAACUACCCAAGGCUGACCCUGUGGAGAUUGUGGCCUUUUGUGUCAUUAUCUUGUUCAUCGCCACAGUACUUACAAUGAUCGUCAUUGCUUGCAGCUGUUGCUGCGCCCACUGCUGCAAAGGGAAAUCUGAACAUAAGGGCAGGAGGAUUCAAGUUCAGCCAGCAGCCCAUGCAUGAGAAAGCAUUACAAAAAGAAUGCAGAAGAUCAGAGGACAGAGUACGAAGAAACUGCUCUUUGCUGGCACAGGAAGUGCUAUGUAUAGCAGUCCACCAAAUAAGAUAACGGUGGAUGAGGACACUAAACAAUGGAAGAAGAGCGAAAGAAAGGAUUAAACCUUAACCCAAGUAGAGUUUUGUGCCAUAGCAUUGCAUGACUGAUGAAAUCAUGGAGUUCACAGUAUUUGUCUCCCUGCCCUUAGCAGAUGUUUCACUAUCAUUGCCAUAAGAUAAUCCUGCCAUAGUUGGCCAGGAUACGACUCCAAACGUGUGCAAAAAAGCCAUGAGCAAAUUAGCAUGGAUCCACUUCUCUACAUGGAGGCAUUCCAGAAAGAUGCUGGGUACCAGGAAUUCCCACUGAAAUCCAAGCUACGUGUAAGUGUUCAGCAGAACAAGAUUACAACACAAGCACUGUUUGUUUCCUCCUUGUUUUACCAUCUGCAGCCAAGAACAGCGGAGAUGUCUGACCAAAUCAUCCACAGAGAAAAGAUAAUAUAGCCUUUCAGUUCAUACAUGAGCUCAAACAUUUGGGGGUGGGGGGGGAAGGGGCAGCAAGUCCCCACCUCCACCUGCCUCUAUUAAGAAAGAACAACUGCCAAAGAGAAACAAUAGUCUACAUGCAAUAGCCAUUGUCUGUGUGAGGAUGAAGGCAUAAGGAUACAGGAUCCCUGCAAUGCUGUGUUGUUUUGUGUUCCUGCCUUAAAAGGGAUUAUCUUCUGCUUUAAAUAAAAAAAAAAAUCCCCACACAAA
Molecule: messenger RNA, 1524 nt
Organism: Hemicordylus capensis (graceful crag lizard)
Lineage: Eukaryota; Metazoa; Chordata; Lepidosauria; Squamata; Cordylidae
Gene: SMIM5
Product: small integral membrane protein 5
Exons: 6
Coding region: 295-735 (146 amino acids)
Source: RefSeq, a predicted model, not a curated record